Psammomys obesus (fat sand rat) is the source of this 1124-nucleotide messenger RNA. It is a transcript of the gene Rspo2, whose product is annotated as R-spondin 2. The record is from RefSeq and is a predicted model, not a curated record. The transcript is spliced from 6 exons. NCBI's taxonomy places the organism in Eukaryota, Metazoa, Chordata, Mammalia, Rodentia, Muridae. The coding region runs from base 219 to 950 and encodes 243 amino acids.
UGGAUCGCCGCGCCUAGGCACACCGUGCAGCAGAGGCAGGAGCGCACGGUUCACGGCGGAAGGGGAGAUGCUCAUCGAGCCAAACUGACCAUUGCAGCCCCGGGGCCAGUGGCAUCUGUCUCUGGGUCCUUCCUAGGAGCGCUACCCGCGCUGUCUCCUUGCAGGAGCCCGCGUUUCCUCGGCUUUGAGAGGUGUCUCUCCCCAGACCCACCGUCCAGAUGCGUUUUCGCCUCUUCUCUUUUGCCCUCAUCAUUCUGAACUGUAUGGAUUACAGCCAGUGCCAAGGCAACCGAUGGAGACGCAAUAAGCGAGCUAGCUAUGUAUCAAAUCCCAUUUGCAAAGGUUGUUUGUCUUGUUCAAAGGACAAUGGAUGCAGCCGAUGUCAACAGAAAUUGUUCUUUUUCCUCCGAAGAGAAGGGAUGCGCCAGUAUGGAGAGUGCCUGCAUUCCUGCCCGUCAGGGUACUAUGGACACCGAGCCCCAGAUAUGAACAGAUGUGCAAGAUGCAGAAUAGAAAACUGUGAUUCUUGCUUUAGCAAAGACUUUUGUACCAAGUGCAAAGUAGGCUUUUAUUUGCAUAGAGGCCGCUGCUUUGAUGAAUGUCCAGAUGGUUUUGCACCAUUAGAUGAGAGCAUGGAAUGUGUAGAAGGAUGUGAAGUUGGUCAUUGGAGUGAAUGGGGAACAUGUAGCAGAAACAACCGCACAUGUGGAUUUAAAUGGGGUCUGGAAACCAGAACACGACAGAUUAUUAAAAAGCCAGCAAAAGACACAAUCCCAUGUCCAACCAUUGCAGAGUCCAGGAGAUGCAAGAUGGCUAUGAGGCACUGUCCAGGAGGGAAGAGAGCACCAAAGGCAAAGGAGAAGAGAAACAAGAAGAAGAGAAGGAAGCUGAUUGAAAGAGCCCAAGAGCAGCACAGCGUCUUCCUCUCUACAGACAGAGCAAGCCAAUAAAAGAAAAGAAAUAGUUGGGGCAUUUUGAGGGUUUUUGUUUGUUUGUUUGUUUUUGUUAUUUGUAUUGCAAAAGUGCACAAAGCUACUCUCCAAUCCACACUGGCAGACAGCAUUCCUACUGCUCUGACCAGUAUCCAUUUUCAGUAACGUUUUGAAGGGAAGUGCCCAAGCAUG